CUUAGUCAACUUAAUUGUUCUCAGACAUCUGAUCCGUGCAGCCCUCAUCUAGAUCUCAACCGAAAAACAGACGCGCCUCCCACUGGCCUAAUGUACCCCCUACCUCUAAGUAUCUCACGGUGUGUGUAAUCGCAGGACAUUGCCAGACUCUGGUCGCAACUGGUUCUGCCCGAAAAUACCUUCACAAGAUACCUAGUAGCUUACAACAACGCCCUUCACUGUCAUACUUCGACUACUUCUCACCCUCAAUCAUUUUCUGUCAUAGUUGGUCGCCAUCUGACACUCGAUUACAUUCAGUCAUUAUGUCGCUAUUCGGGGAUAUCCCAUUCGGCCUUGCCGCUGAGAGUGGGUGCCCAGUCUGUUACCCAAAUAUGCGGUCUCAGACGCAACUGCUCUUAUGCAGCGGCUGUAAAGUCGUCCUUUAUUGUGGGGCUGAGCAUCAGAAGAAGCACCGUCCAGAGCACAAGGCGGCAUGCACUUCCAUCGUCAAGAGCCGGGCAAAACUUGAGAAAGAGGAAGCCACACUUCGAGCUCACCCAGGCGACAUUCUCCUGCCGGGGAAUAUUUUUGAGAACGGCGUGGGCAGGUUCUGGGGUAUCAUUGGGACCCGCGAUUACAUGCGAGCCCGAUUUGCAGCUGCCGACGCUCUACUUCAGAUCAACACAACCAAAGCCGUCGAGAAGGCUUUAGCUCAUUUUCAGGACAUGCUGCGACUCUGUCGGUCUGACAAUCUAGGCAUCCGGGACAUCGUUCCUGGCCUCUUAAUUCGCCUGGGGCGAGAGCAGGAAUGCUAUGACUUCCUCAAAUGGUGGGCUGUCAUCGACGAUGAGCACCACUACAAUGGCCACUAUGAUUGGGGCGAUGCAAGUCUGCCAUAUCUUGACAUCCGCGGAGCCGACGCGUUUGAAGCAGUGGACGCUUUUGCUAGCUGCUUGAGUCUCAGUCAGCUUGUCAUCCUUGCGCUCCUAAAGCUACGUUUAUACCUCGACAUUGAGUGUUAUGACCCGCAAUACAUGGAUUUCGGGUCCCCUUGGCCCCCUACUCCCACGGAUUUCAUGCGGCCGAUUGGCGAAAUUGCCCAGAAGAGAGUCGGAAUGAUCACGAGUUCAGGUGUGCCGGAAAUCUCCGAGUUACUCAAGGAUCAAUAUCAGGCUUUGAUCGGAAUGGUGCACAAGAAGAACCCUUUUUUUUGGGAAGCUUUAGUGGACACAUCGGAAGACACUCCAUCCUUGCCUUCAAUGUAUAGUCCCGGUUCCGUUGAGGAGGCCACUUUGGCUGUCUAUCAGUGCAAGAAGGCCUGGGAAGAAAGUUAUGAUGCCAUCAUAAUGAUUGAAUCGGAAAUUGUCGAGUUGACUGAGGUAUACGAGGGUCCAGCUGCUGCAUCGGAUGGUGUGAAUACUGGAGAAGUCGCAGCAACCUCAGAGAGGCGAAGAGGUUCUGGCAGAGCAUUCCCAUCCAAAUUUUUUGCAUCCAUAGCACAUACGCGCCCAGACAAGCUGUUCCCGCCUUCACUAGCUGGUAAAGAUCGAAUAUAUCAUUUUGUCCAUCGCAACGACCAGAAAAAGGCUCUUGCAUACGCUGACGGAGCAUGCUCAGACAAUGGACAGCAGAGCCCACAGGCAGCCUGGGCAGCGGUUCUUCGCCCACCCAUUGGUGACAAUAUCCAUCCAUGCAUUGUAUCAGGUCGACUAGAGCUCAAGGGUCCUUUUGGGGACGAGAGUGUGGCAACUAGCAAUCGGGCUGAGCUUCGUGCAGCGAUAGCCGUCUUGCGUCGCAAUGACUGGCGAGCCGAUGGGUUCACCAGUGUUGUCAUCGCAACCGAUUCAUCUUAUCUUGUCGAUGGUGCCACUGAGUGGGUGAGAAACUGGGUUCGCAAUGGUUGGAAGACGCGAGCUGGCGGUUCCGUCAAGAAUCAAGACCUGUGGGAACUUUUCCUCGGUGAAGUAGAGAAGUGUAGAGAGACAGGCCUGGAAGUUGAACUUUGGAAGAUCCCUAGAGAGAUGAAUGAGGUUGCCGACACCGUGGCGAAAGAAACAAUCCACAAAGGGGCAGCCCCAACCGACUUCGAGAACAUGCGACUUGGCUCUUCGGCGGUUAGUGCCAGAACUCCAGGAGAGCCUCGUGUCCUUUGCCUAUGCUUAGAGUAUGAGAGCAUGUUCAACGACAUAUAUGCAAGUCUCAUCUCAAGGAUCACUGCCAAGGCCAAAAUAGACCGAGCCACGACUCAAAAGGCCGCCUUGGACAUGCUCACUCAGAACCCUCCGCCAUCGAUAAUCUUUGUCACUGAUGCAGGUGUUGUGAACCUCAUGAAAGUUUGGGAGCGCAUCAUUGACUGUCUUCGCGGAGGAUCGACGGUGGUACUUGCAGCGUGCUUCAGUUCAUUCGUAAAUGCGGGUCAAUUCAAUCGUUGCUUUGGCAAGAUUGGUCUACCCUGGAAAAGAGGGGAUUACUAUCGAACAAAUGUCAGUCUGCGUCCCAGAGCUGUCGAUGAUCGCCUGAAGGAACAGCUCCUUCCCGCCUAUAGCCAAAAGGCCCUUUAUGUUAAGGGGGUGGCUAGAUCGGAUGUGUGGUACGCUGGUGAGAAAGAUGAGGUGGCUGUGGCUUUUACGAAAGUUGGGAACGGCAUGCUCGGUUAUGUAGGAGAUGUGAACGGUGAAGAUGGCUCUGAAGCAGUGGUCCUCGCUAUGCUUGGGCUGUUGAACUGAAUGAGAACGGACUGAUGUGAAGAAACUUGACAGAUAGGGUAGUUGGUGCAGCCCCCCAAACGAUUGCUACCUAUUGCAUGUACAGUAUUCUAGUGGCCAAUCCUCAUCACCACCUCCUUGCUUGUUCGAGCCUUAGGAAUUCCUGAUGCUUUUAAUGCCAAAUCUAAUGAACAGUCCGUGAGUUGCGACCCGUAUCGAAUGGCGGCGAUGAAGGGAGUCUGCCAUAAAGACAUGUGCAUGCUUAAUUAUCCAAUCGCAUAUACAGUACUUGUUGCAAGUUAUUGUCGGUAUAAUUAAUUCCACCUUCUUGCGAUUCAAGUUCCAUUCAUCUUUAAUCGAUUCCUCCCACCAUAUCUAACACCAGUCUCUCGAUCACCACUACCACAUUAAACCACUCGUUAGCGAG
Molecule: messenger RNA, 3111 nt
Organism: Annulohypoxylon truncatum
Lineage: Eukaryota; Fungi; Ascomycota; Sordariomycetes; Xylariales; Hypoxylaceae
Exons: 1
Coding region: 303-2705 (800 amino acids)
Biological process (GO): DNA replication, removal of RNA primer
Molecular function (GO): nucleic acid binding; RNA-DNA hybrid ribonuclease activity
Source: RefSeq, a predicted model, not a curated record